AUGCGGGCAGCCGGGUGCCGGGCACCCGCUGCCGUGUUGCUGCUGCUGUGGGUGCUUGUGAGUGCCCAGCAGUGCCCAUCGGGCACUCCCAGGGCCGUCCUGCGCUUCUCCGACACCCAUGCCGACAUCCGUGUGCCGGCCCUGCACCGGGUGCCCGGGGCGCUCGACCCCCUCUACCGCCUGGUUCGGCGCUGCCUGGACCUGGUGCAGCCCAACCCGCUGCCCACAGAGCUGCUCCGGGCCGCUCUCAAUGACCCGGCAUCUGUGAGGACAUCCCAGGUGCUGCACUAUGAGCUGGGCUACGUGGYGGGUGCUACAGGUGCACUGCUCCUGGCGGUGGCCUUGCCAACCACCGGCAUCUGUCUCUGCUACUGGCGGCACCGGCGGCGCUGCCGGGGGGGCCGCCUGCCACCCCCCCGCCGCUCGCCCACCUGCCACCGUCGCUGCCUCCUCGCUGGCCUCUCCGUCACUUCCCUCCUCAGCCUGGCCACUGUCAUCUGCGCCUUCCUCACCAACCAGAGGGCAACAGAGCAGAUGGGGCCGGGGCUGGGUGCCGUGCCCGCCACCCUGCGCACCCUGCGCCAGCACCUUGGGGCCAUCCCCCAGGGGGUGCACAUGGUGGUGGAGCAAUUCCAGGUCGCCCGGCAACAGAUCCUCACUGACCUGGCCCACAUGAGCCGGAGCGUGGGGGUCUCUAUCCACUCACAACUGAAGGCAACGACCUAUGCAGUGCUGGCCGAGCUGCGGGACCGGGCAGAAGAGCUGCGGGCCUCGCUGUGGCACCUGCAGAUGGCAGAGCGCAUGGUCCGGGGGCUGGCAGCGGCGCGGGCCCGCAUGGAGCCGGAGCUGCGUGAGCGCCGGGAACGCACCGCUGCGCUGUUGGACGACCCACGUUGCACCUCCUGUGCCAGCGCCCUGGGCCAGGCCCACAGCCUGCAGCCUGGCGCCGACUACAGCCAGGUGCCGUCGCUGGAGCGGAUGCUGCAGGCACUUGCUGGGCUCCCACGGAGCGACUUGGAAGGGAGCAUUGGGCAGGCCAACGGCACCUUCAAUGCCAUCCCCGAGCUGGCUGUGGAGAGGAUGGCGCCGCUGGUGCAGGAGCUGCGUGCCGAGAUGGCGGAGGCUGCAGCGAAGGUUCAGGAUGUGGCUGCUGGCUUCCCGACAGCUGACUACACGCACCCACUGAGCGAGGCGCUGCGGGUGGCUGAGGAGCAGAGCCAACCCUUCCUGCAGGCGACUGCGCGCUGGGAAGGCUACAGGUGGGUGGUCGGCACGGCGCUCUGCUCCGUCGUGCUGCUCAUCGGGCUGUGCCACGCGGCCGGCGUCAUGCUGGGCACCCACGGGCUCCACAGACGCCAUGAUCCCGCUGACUACGAGUGCUGUGCUGAGGCCGGCGCCCGGCUGCUYGUGGUUGGCGCAGCCCUGGCCUUCCUCGCCUCGACCCUCCUCAGCCUCCUGGUUUCUGUCACCUUCCUGCUGGGGGGCAACGUGCAGACGCUGCUCUGCAGGAGCUGGGCCAGCCACGAGCUCUACAAGUUCUUGGACACCCCUGGGAACCUGCCGCCCUCACUGAACCUCAGCCAGCGGCUCAACCUCCGCAGCGGCUACAACCUCAGCACCGCUUACCAUGAGUGCCGGGGCGGCGCGGGGCUCUGGGAGGUGCUGCAGCUUGCCACCUCCUACGACCUGGACCAGCAGCUCCAAGUCUCCAAGUUUGCAGGCACCUUCCAGAAGCGCUUGGACAACUUCAGCACCCGCCUAGGAGAUGUGCAGCUGCUGCACCCGGAGGUCAGGAGGGACCUGGAGACCUUUGCCCACUCCGGUGUUGACCGUGUGGACUAUGGGCGCUUCCAAGAGGAGAUGCGGACGCCACUGGUGAGGAGCAGUCUGGGUGACCUGGCUGCGAGGCUGCAGGGGCUGCAGCGGGUGCAGAGGAACAGCACGGUGGCGGCACGCUUGGCGGCUGAGGCGCGGGCACUGUGGCAGAUGCACAACCACACGGUGCAGGAGCAGGAGGCCUUGGUGGCAAAGCUGGGCAAGAGCAUUCGGUUCCUUGCAGUGCUGGCGCCCCAGCUGCAGGCACGGGUGAACAGGACGCUGGCAGUGGCGGCUGUGGCAGAGGCGACGCUCCCGGCACAAGCGCAGCGGCUGCUGCGGCAGGAGCUCGCCUGCUUUGCCAGGAAGGAGCUGCGCCACUUCUCCCAGUACCUGCACUGGCUCGGGCAGACGCUCCGGGAGGACGUGGCCUCGUGCCAGCCGCUGGCCACGGCACUGGAUAACGGCCGUGUGAUCCUGUGCGACCGCAUUGCUGACCCCUGGAAUGCUGCCUGGUUCAGCCUGGGCUGCUGCACCCUCUGCCUUGUGCCCGGCAUCGUCCUUGCCCUCUGCCUCGCCAAGUACUUCCGACCCCUCCGCAACCGGCUCAUCUCCACGGGCUCGGAGGAGACCUGUCCCUUCCAUAUCCCCCGCGUCACCGCACUCAAGCUCUAG
Nothoprocta perdicaria is the source of this 2490-nucleotide messenger RNA. It is a transcript of the gene PROM2, whose product is annotated as prominin 2. Gene Ontology annotation, molecular function: cholesterol binding. Gene Ontology annotation, cellular component: cilium; apical plasma membrane; prominosome. The record is from RefSeq and is a predicted model, not a curated record. Lineage: Eukaryota; Metazoa; Chordata; Aves; Tinamiformes; Tinamidae. The transcript has 23 exons. Bases 1 to 2490 code for a protein of 829 amino acids.